AUGGCAGCAGCAGCAAGACUGGCGGCGGCUUCCCGGGCCGGGCUGCGACGGGCUUGGCAUGCCUCCUCCUCCUCCUCCUCCUCCUCUCCUGGCUCUUCCUCUGCCUGGGCAGAGGACUUGCUUCGGCGGAUGCACCAGCACGACGCCUGGGACCGCUUCUACGCCGAGCAGGGCCGAGCGGGCAGCGGCCCCGGCCACUUCGACUGGUUCUUUGGCUACCGGGACGUCUCGCCGCUCCUGCGGUCUGUCCUGCAAGGGCUGCCCUCUGGCCCGGCCCGGAUCCUGGACGUGGGCUGCGGCACCUCAGCCCUGGGGUUGGGGCUCUACCAGGACUCCGCCCGCCCGCUGGACAUCUCCUGCCUGGACUUCUCGCCGCUGGCCGUGGCCACCCUGCGCCGGCUGCUGGAGGAGAGCCCCCCCGCGCCCCACCACCCGCACUCCCGCCUGCGCUGCCACCUGGCCGACGCCACCGACCUGAGCGGCACCUUUGAGGCGGGCUCCUUCCACCUGGUGCUGGACAAGGGCACCUGCGACACGCUGCUCCGCUGCCCCCAAGGGCCGGGCCGGGCCCGGAGGCUGGUGGCCGAGUGCCUGUGGGUGCUGAGGCCCCAGGGCCGCCUGCUGCAGUUCUCGGACGAGGACCCCGAUGCCAGGCUGCCCUUCCUGGAACAGGCUGGCGGGGCGGACGUCACCGUCAGGGAGGUGGGGUGCAGCAGCGGCAUCUGCUACUAUGCCUACCUGCUUGGCCCAAGGAGGACCCCAGACUCUGCGGGCAGCAGUGGGGCAGUCCCAGAGCAGGGGCGCUGAGUCGCCACCCUCUGGGGUGGAGCAAAGUCAAGGGAGCGCGACUCUGCCCAGGGCCAGAGCAACCAAGGCCUGUUCACACAGUCCCCUUUGUUUAUUUAUUUACUUAUUUAAAUUGUUCUUAUAUAUACCACCUCCUCCAAAGACUUUAGGCGGUGAACAACAAUACCAAUACCAAUUAAUUAAAAUAAUGAUAAUGGAAGGGCAAACGCCUGGCGAAACAGGUGGGGCUUGAAGAAGGGCCUCAAAAAAGCUGCCGGGGAGCAGGCUGGAUCUUGGACUCGGUUUCAUGUGGGUUGCCAGCACUGUGCGAAUCCGUGAAGGCGAGAAUCGCCCUGGCCUGAGUUCACACAAUCUUUCAUUAACACUGGUAACACCCGUUUGCUGGGAGGGGUUGCUAGGAGGCGUCUGCCUGGCCGAAACAGCUUGUCAGGAUCCUGAAGACAUUUCAGUGGAAACUGAAGCACAGACAAGAACGCAGGCCGCUGCCUCCGACUGAGUCAGGCCCUUGGUCCGUCUCACUCAGAACUGUCUGCACUGACUGGCAGCAGCUCUCCCGGGGACUCGCUUUCCCUGCCCUCCCUGGGGAUGCUGCCAGGGCUGAGCCUGCCUGCCAAGCAGAGGCUGCUCCACUCAGCUCUAGUUUCUAGCGAUUUCUCUCGGGCAAGCAGCUCUGAGCACUGCGGUUGCACAGACAGGCACCCCCUGCCCAGGAACUAGCUGUUCCAGGUCAUCGUUUCCUAAUGUCUGUUGUUGUUUUUAAAUGUUAUCUAGUUUUAAUUGUAAAUUUUAAUUUGCUUUAAACUGGUUUUUGUUUUUAACUGUCCAUUGUUUCUAAUUGUUUGUUUUAAUGUGAGCCAUUUUUGGAAGGGCGGUAUACAAAUCAGACUGAAUCAAUCAAUAAAAUAAUGGAAUAACCAUA
Messenger RNA from Hemicordylus capensis (graceful crag lizard), 1726 nucleotides. It is a transcript of the gene CSKMT, whose product is annotated as citrate synthase lysine methyltransferase. The record is from RefSeq and is a predicted model, not a curated record. Lineage: Eukaryota; Metazoa; Chordata; Lepidosauria; Squamata; Cordylidae. The transcript has 2 exons. The coding region runs from base 1 to 807 and encodes 268 amino acids.